UGGACACAAGGGAAGUUAUUUGUCUCUGUCUUGGCAAGGCUGGAAAGUUGAGCAAAGAACCUCUGCACUGGAGACCAUGGAUAACUAUGAUGUGAUAAAGGCCAUUGGGGAAGGCGCCUUUGGGAAAGCAUACUUGGCUAAAGAGAAAUCUGAUAGCAAGCUCUGUGUCAUAAAAGAGAUCAAUUUUGCGAAGAUGCCCAUCCAAGAAAAAGAAGCUUCGAAGAAAGAAGUCAUUCUUCUGGCAACGAUGAAACAUCCCAACAUUGUAACCUUCUUCAGUUCAUUUCAAGAGAACAGCAGGCUGUUUAUUGUAAUGGAAUACUGUGAUGGAGGGGAUCUCAUGAAAAGGAUCAAUAGACAACGGGGAGUGUUAUUUAGUGAAGAUCAGAUCCUGAGUUGGUUUGUACAGAUCUCUCUAGGACUAAAACAUAUUCACGACAGGAAGAUAUUACACAGGGACAUAAAAGCUCAGAACAUUUUUCUUAGCAAGAAUGGAAUUGUUGCAAAGCUUGGGGACUUUGGUAUAGCAAGAGUCCUGAAUAAUUCCAUGGAACUUGCUCGAACUUGUGUUGGAACACCUUACUACCUGUCCCCAGAGAUCUGUCAGAAUAAGCCCUACAACAAUAAAACGGAUAUUUGGUCUCUUGGUUGUGUCUUAUACGAGCUCUGCACACUUAAGCAUCCUUUUGAGGGUAACAGCUUACACCAGCUGGUUCUGAAGAUUUGUCAAGCACAUUUUGCCCCAAUAUCUCCAAGGUUUUCUCGUGACCUACGGUCCUUGAUACCUCAACUCUUUAAAGUAUCUCCUCGAGAUCGACCAUCUAUUAAUUCCAUUUUGAAAAGGCCCUUUUUAGAGAAUCUUAUUGCCAAAUACUUGGCUCCUGAGGUCAUUAAGGAAGAAUUCAAUCGCACACUUCUACACAGGGAAAGAGCGUCAGCAUCUCAACCUGCUGGGAAGGUGGUCCAGGAGUCUAAAAUACAGAAAGUGAGAUUCCAGGAAAAGUGCCCAUCAAUUAAAAGGAAGGAUAUAUCACAUAGAAAUGAAUGGAGACCACCAGCUGGAGCCCAGAAGCCCAUAUCUAUAAAAAUGAUAGAAAGGCCCAAACUUGCUGCCGUGUAUGAACAUUAUGAUUAUUAUUAUGCUCGACUUGACUUGUUGAGGAAGAGAGCCCAUGGACCAAGUUAUCACUCUGUUCCACAAAAAGAUACUGGAAUGGAAGAAAAUUAUAAUCAGGAAGAAAUGCUUGGCCCAUCCCCACGUCAAUGGCCUGCUGAGUACCUUCAGAGGAAAUUUGAAGCUCAACAAUAUAAGUUAAAAGUGGAAAAGCAAUUGGGUCUUCGUCCGUCUUCUGCUGAGCCAAAUCACAACCAGAGACAAGAGCUAAGAAGUAAUGGAGAAGAGUCUAGCUUCCAGGAGCUGCAGUUUAGGAAAAACAAAAUGAAGGAACAGGAAUACUGGAAGCAGUUAGAGGAAAUACGCCAACAGUACCACAAUGACAUGAAGGAAAUUAGAAAGAAGAUGGGGAGAGAACCAGAGGAGAACUCGAAAAUAAGUCACAGCACCUAUUUGGUGAGGAAGAGUGACCUGCCCGUCCACCAAGAUGCGUCUGAGGAUGCUCCCGUGCAGGUAGUGACGGCCGUUGUUAGACGUGUGUGCUGCCCAGACAUUGAAGGAGACUUGAAACAAAUGAGGCUUCAGAACAUAAAGGAAAGCAAAAUUCCAGAACAGAAAUGUAAAGCUAAGAGAGGGGUAAAGUUUGAAAUUAACUUAGACAACUGUAUUUCUAAUGAAAACACCCUCCAAGAGGAAGAGGCAAUGGAUAUACUAAAUGAAGCUUUGGCCUUCGAGGACCGCAUGAGGUUUAAGGAAUAUGAACGUGUAAAGGAACAUGAAGAUUAUACAGACAAAGCUUUUGAAAAACUCUGUUGCCCAGAAGCAGGGUUUUCCAUGCACGAUGCUGUUGCUGCAGAAAACAGGGGGCAGUGGGAUAGAGGAGCACCUCAGACUCUGCUGCGGAUGAUGGCAGUGGCCGACGUCACCUCCACCUGCUCCACCAUGCCUGAUGGUGAGUAUGUGGUCAACUAG
Messenger RNA from Propithecus coquereli (Coquerel's sifaka), 2086 nucleotides. It is a transcript of the gene NEK5, whose product is annotated as NIMA-related kinase 5. Gene Ontology annotation, biological process: protein phosphorylation. The transcript is spliced from 20 exons. NCBI's taxonomy places the organism in Eukaryota, Metazoa, Chordata, Mammalia, Primates, Indriidae. Gene Ontology annotation, molecular function: protein kinase activity; ATP binding. The record is from RefSeq and is a predicted model, not a curated record. Bases 77 to 2086 code for a protein of 669 amino acids.